This is a messenger RNA of Lampris incognitus (smalleye Pacific opah), 2624 nucleotides long. RefSeq names its product FES proto-oncogene, tyrosine kinase (gene fes). The transcript has 18 exons. Gene Ontology annotation, molecular function: ATP binding; non-membrane spanning protein tyrosine kinase activity. NCBI's taxonomy places the organism in Eukaryota, Metazoa, Chordata, Actinopteri, Lampriformes, Lampridae. Gene Ontology annotation, biological process: peptidyl-tyrosine phosphorylation; chemotaxis; regulation of mast cell degranulation. The record is from RefSeq and is a predicted model, not a curated record. Bases 133 to 2616 code for a protein of 827 amino acids.
UUCUGCUGCUUCCUUGCUGACGAGAGGACAAAAGCACUCACUGGGGAUUUUUGAUUAUUAUUUGAUCAGGUCAGGGAGAAGAGCUGUGGUAGUGCUGUCAAAUCCACUUUGGUCCGUUCAGCAUCUGAAGAGAUGGGGUUUGGGGAGGACCUCUGGUGCCCCCAGGCAAAUGCAGCCCUGAUGCGUCUGCAAGACUGUGAGCUUCACCUGAUGGAGGUCAUGAAGAAGUGGAUGGGUCAGCGGGCGAAGAGUGAGCGGGAGUUCUCCGUGCAGCUGCACCAGAUGACUGCUAUGGUGGACAGACAGGACCGGCCCCAACCUGGUGGAAAUUUGGAUUACAUUAGCCAGCUCCACAAGUCUUGGGGCGUGCUGGUCUCUCAGACAGAGAGUUUGAGUCGCGUGAUGAAGAAGCGGUCUGAGGACUUGCUGAACGGCCCCAUAAGCAAACUGACCCUUCUCAUCAGAGACAAGCAGCAACUCCGCAAGACCUUUGCAGAGCAGUGGAGCCAACUCAGUCAGGAGCUCACAAAGGUCACCCAGACAGAGCUGGAGAGGCUGAAGUGCAGCUAUAGGCAAGUUGUGAGAGACGCAACCCAAGCUAAGAGGAAGUACCAAGAGGCUGUUAAAGGGAAGGAGCGGGACAAGGCAAAGGAACGUUAUGUGAAGGCUACACUGAAACUCCAUGACUUGCAUAAUGAGUAUGUGCUGUCUGUGCAAGCGGCCCAAGUGUACCAUCAGAAUCACUACGGUCAGAUCCAGCCUGCCCUGCUCAGUGCACUUCAGAGCCUACAGCAGGAGAUGGUGUUGAUACUGAAGGAGAUCCUGCAAGAGUACUUUGACAUUUGCAGCUUCCUCCACCACGACGUGGUGCAUAUUCACAGGGAGAUGUCCUCCUCUCUGGUGGCCAUAGACCCUCACACAGAAUAUGAGAGUUUCAUCCACCAGAAUAGGUCCGUGGGAGAGAUUGUUGCAUGUGCAGAGUUUGACUGCAGUUUAAUUGAAGAUACAGAACAGCUAAAUCCAAGGGAGCUAGAAAUGAAUGAUCUCACACUUGAAAAAAUUCAGCACAAACUGACUUCGGUAGAGGAGGAGCUGAUGGAAUUGGCCAGGGCUGUUGGCUCACAGCAGGUGUCAGUCGAUCAGAUGGAGCUGGAGUUAGAGCAGGAGGAGGAGGGUGUAAGGAAGGGACAGAGGGUGUACCAGUUCAGCAAGAGACAUGCACUAGAGGAGGGUCGACAUCAGGUUGCACUGUCCCUGGCCGCCAGAGCCAAGCUUGAGGCUCAGAGGCUGCUGCUGAAGGAGAAGCUGGACCGGCUGGGGACGAGUGAGCCCCCCUCUGGCCUGCAGCUGGAUGAGGACUGCGCCACAGUUUCUACCAACAUCCCCAGAGAAAGGAACAGCCUUAAACUGCUCAGUAUGGAUGGGAUCAUGAACCACCUAGGUGGUCUGUUUAAACCCAAAUAUCCGAUACCCCCGGCCCUCACCCUAGUCCCCGAGGUUGAGCGUCCUCUGGGGCAGCAGGACUGGUACCAUGGAGCAAUCCCUCGCCUGGAGGUCCAGGAGCUGCUAAAGAACGAUGGAGACUUCCUGGUCAGACAGAGUCAAGGCAAACAGGAGUACGUCCUCUCUGUCCACUCGGGUGGCAGCUGCAAGCAUUUCCUCAUACAGAGAACUGACAAUUUUUACCGUCUGGAUGGAGAAGGCUUCAACAGUAUCCCCCUGCUGGUGCAUCACCUAGUCUCCACAUGUCAACAUGUCACCAGGAGGACAGACAUUGUUCUUAAGAACCCUGUCCUUAAGGACAAGUGGGUACUGGAACAUGAUGGUAUCAUCUUGGGACCCAGCAUCGGGCGGGGUAAUUUUGGGGAAGUAUACAGCGGCCGUCUCAGCUCUGAUAACAGCCCCGUCGCUGUGAAAGCCUGCAGAGAGAACUUGGCCCCAGAGCACAAGAGCAGGUUCCUGAUGGAAGCCAGGAUAUUGAAGCAGUAUGACCAUCCUAACAUUGUGAAGCUGAUUGGGGUGUGCACACAGAAACAGCCAAUCUACAUCAUCAUGGAGUUAGUGCAAGGCGGUGACUUUCUUUCCUUUCUGCGUUCUGAGGGUCAGAACCUCAAGGCUAAGAUGUUGGUGAAAAUGAUAGAAAAUAUUGCAUCAGGCAUGGAAUAUCUGGAGAGCAAAAAGUGCAUACACAGGGACCUGGCAGCAAGAAACUGUCUAGUGGGGGAAAACAGCAUUAUCAAGAUCAGUGACUUUGGGAUGUCCCGUGAGCAAAACGAUGGCGUCUACUCUGCCACAGGAGGCCUCAGACAGAUCCCUGUCAAAUGGACAGCCCCUGAAGCUCUCAACUAUGGUCGUUAUACCACAGAGAGUGACGUGUGGAGCUUUGGAGUUUUGCUGUGGGAGACGUUCUCCCAGGGAAUGACUCCCUAUACCUACAUGAACAACCAACAGACACGGGAGGAGGUAGAGAGAGGUUACCGUAUGCCGCCUCCAAAGUCAUGUCCAUCAGAGAUCUACAACCUGAUGUGUUGCUGCUGGCAGUGUGAGCCCCAGAACAGACCAUCUUUCAAAAAACUCAAGGCCGAGCUCACUGCUCUCUAUUACAAACUUAGAUGACACACGUG